Plasmodium reichenowi is the source of this 840-nucleotide messenger RNA. RefSeq names its product erythrocyte membrane protein 1, EMP1. NCBI's taxonomy places the organism in Eukaryota, Apicomplexa, Aconoidasida, Haemosporida, Plasmodiidae. The annotation marks the transcript as partial. The record is from RefSeq and is a predicted model, not a curated record. The transcript has a single exon.
AUGAAAAAUACCAUUGAUGAUAAUAUGUAUAAAGAUAUUCAACCUGAAGAUCAUAUUAUAGACGUUAAUAUGGAACAAAAGUCUUUUAUUACAUCUAUUCAUGAUAGAGAUUUACAUAAUGGUGACGAGGUUAAUUAUAAUAUUAAUAUGGAUGGUCAAAAAAAUAAGACUUUUUCAACUAAUACUAAGGAUGAUCCAACAUACGUUUCAAAUAAUGUAUAUAGUGGUAUAGAUAUAACCAAUAAUUCAUUAAAUGGCAACCAUCAUGUUGAUAGUUAUAAUGAGUUGCUCAAAGGAAAAGAAAAUGAAUUAUUCGGGACAAAACAUCAUACAAAAUGUACAAAUAUAUAUAAUGUUGCAAAACAUACAAAUAGUGACGACCCCCUACUAAACCAACUGGAACUAUUCCAUAAAUGGUUAGAUCGACAUAGAAAUAUGUGCGAAAUAUGGAAAAACAAUAAAGUGGAAAUAUUAGAUAAAUUGAAAGAAGAAUGGAAUAAAGAUAAUAAGAAAAAUAAUGGUGAAAAUAAUAUUAACAAAAUGUUAAGUACUGAUGUUUCGAUACAAAUAGAUAUGGAUAAUCCUAAACCUACAAAUGAAUUUAGAAAUAUGGAUACAUACCCUAAUAUUUCUAUUAUGGAUAAUAUCUUGGAUGAUCUGGAAAAAUAUAAUGAACCCUACUAUUAUGAUACUUAUGAAGAUGAUAAACCAUCUGUGGAUGAUAACAUAUAUGUUGAUCAUAAUAAUAAGGAUCUACCUAGUAAAGUACAAAUUGAACUACAUGUAAAUAAUAAGAUUGUGAAAGAGAAAUAUCCUAUAGCAGAUGUAUGGAAUAUUUAA